AUGACAAGGUGGUCUCCUACUACAAUAAUUACGGAGGUCAAGGCACUAUUGACUAUUAUUCACCCGGCAUAUUUUGUUCCCAAGGGUUGGACUACAGCUGGUACGUUAGCACAUGGCAACAAGACAGGUUCUGUCGAGAGGAGCGGUGUCUUCACGGAGACGACAAGUACGUUGCCAGGCGUGACUGUUGUUGAUCCGAAUAUGCCGCUUGAACAAGUGUGGUUUAAUGCACUGGGUCCCUCUGAGACGCUUGCGUAUUGCUGCCCUAGUGGCUGGGUUGCUGCAAAGGAAGAAGGCUGCUUCUCGUCAAUCAAGCCCUUGAAAUCAGCAACAUACACAGAAGCCUGCUUUAGAUACCGACCGCCAAGCGCGAUGCGUUCCGUCUACACGGUCGAGGGAAGCAAGGUGUCAGAAUUCCUGUACUCAGCGGUAACGGCGGAGCCAACGUCAGCGAUUUGGCCAAUAUCGGUCUUGCAAACUCAGUCGAGAUUCAGGUAUGACGAACUUGCAGUUGCUAGACGGUUUCCUGCUGUGAAACUUGUAUACAAGGAGUCGGAUCUGAAGCCAACUGGGGGUGGAGAUGAAAGUAACGACGGAGAUAAUAGCGAUGAUGACGAAAAAGACGAUGAAGAGGAAGAGGACGAAGAGGACGAUGAUAACGGAGCCUCCAGUCUGUUGAGAAAUGGGGGGCUUUUCUCUAUUUUUGCGGUGCUGUUCAGUAUGCUUGUUGGCGCUGGCUUAGUGAUGUUUUAG
Molecule: messenger RNA, 753 nt
Organism: Fusarium fujikuroi IMI 58289
Lineage: Eukaryota; Fungi; Ascomycota; Sordariomycetes; Hypocreales; Nectriaceae
Exons: 2
Coding region: 1-753 (250 amino acids)
Source: RefSeq, a predicted model, not a curated record